AUGGUGACUUCUAAAGAUUCCAAGGACCCUGCUAUAUCGGAGGCGCCGGGAGAUCUUGAAUCGGAGCAUUCUCGCCAAGAUCCAAAAGAUUGGGUUCAUAAGCAAGAUAGAGGCGAGCUCACGGAACUCACUCCGGUGGAAGCCUUUAAAUGGAGUGUCGAGGGAGAUCAGUCACCAUUCCCCGAGGUUGCGGCUUGUGUCUCGAAUAAAGAUGAUCCAGCCAUUGCCUGCAACACCGUUCGAGCAUGGAUACUGAUGACUGUUUUUGUCAUGCUGUUCUCCGGCGUGAAUCAGUUCUUUGGACUGCGAUAUCCCUCCCUUACAAUCGGCUAUGUCGUUGCUCAGAUUCUCGUCUUCCCCAUCGGGCGAGCAUGGGAAAAGCUUCCCAGAUGGAGAGUCCCUCUUGGACCGUUGACAUUCGAUGUCAACCCUGGCAAAUUCACCAUCAAGGAGCACGCAUUCAUUGUCAUCUGCGUGAAUAUCAGCGCCACUACUGCCUAUGCACAGGGAGCCUUAGUAGCGAUCGUCAGCCCAGUAUACUGGGACCGUGAUCUGGGCGCUGGCUUCUCAUUCCUCUAUCUCCUAACAACCCAAAUGAUCGGAUUCGGCCUGACAGGUCUCGCCCGUCGAUGGAUCGUCUACCCUGCCGCCUUGGUCUGGCCUACUUCGCUCUCAUCGACUGUUCUCUUCCGAGCUCUGCACGAGCCUGAGAGCCGCUUGCCAGCUAAUGGGUGGACGAUCACGCGGUAUCGCUUCUUCGCCUACGUGACUGCAUUUGCAUUUGUCUUGUUUUGGUUCCCGGAUUAUAUUUGGACGAGUCUUAGCACUUUCGCUUUUGUUACGUGGAUUGCGCCUAAUAAUCAGAAGGUUAACACGAUAUUCGGGAUGAAUUCCGGACUUGGUUUGAUUCCUAUCAGUAUUGACUGGACUCAGAUCAACUAUGCGGGUUACCCACUCAUGACUCCUUUCUAUAUUACGUGCAACGCAUUCGCUGUGGUGGUGUUCUUCUACCUUUUCUUGUCGCCGAUUCUGUACUAUUCCAACGUGUGGUACAGCGCAUAUCUCCCCCUACUCUCUUCAGGCACCUUCGAUAACACCGGAAGUGCAUACAACAUCUCUCGUGUGGUGGACACAGCGACCAAAGACUUCAGCCUGGCCAAAUACAAAGAGUACUCCCCAAUGUACAUCUCCAUGUCCUACUCCCUCACAUACGGACUGUCAUUCGCUGCAGUGACCGCAAUCGUGGUCCACACCUACCUCUACAAUGGAUCAGAGAUUUGGGCCAGAUUCAAGAAUGCGCAGCACGGAGGAGAAGAUGUUCAUCGUCGACUUAUGCGCUCAUACAAGGAGGUUCCUGAUUGGUGGUACGGUGUCCUCACAGUGGUGGUUCUCGGACUCGGUAUUCUGACGACCAAGUAUUGGGAUACGGAACUGCCUGUCUGGGGCUUCAUCGUCGUCUGUUUUGGCUUGGCUGUGCUUUUGAUUGUCCCUGAGGGGAUUUUGCAAGGAACUACGAACCAGCGCGUGUUUCUCAACAUUAUUACGGAGAUGAUUGCUGGCUAUGCUUGGCCGGGGAAGCCUAUUGCUAACCUCAUGGUUAAGUGUUAUGGAUAUAAUGCCGUCAAGCACGGUAUGGAUUUCGCGCAGGAUCUGAAGCUGGGACAAUACAUGAAAAUCCCUCCCCGUGUUCUCUUCUUCGGUCAGAUCUACGCGAGUAUCUUAGCCACUGCAACUCAGACUGGAGUCCUACGAUGGAUGCUCGGCCAUAUCGAGGGUCUUUGCGAAACAACAAACAAGCAACGAUUCACCUGCAACGGCGCCAAGGUGAUGUACAACGCUUCCCUGAUCUGGGGCACCAUCGGUCCGCAGCGCAUGUUCCAGUCAGGCCAAGUAUACAAUGGUCUCGUCUACUUCUUCCUCAUCGGACCUGUUGUCACUGUCAUUGUCUACUUCAUAUACCGCCGUUACCCGAACAGCUGGGUUCGCUACAUCAACGUUCCAAUCUUCUUCAAUGCAGCGGGCAAUAUCCCUCCUGCCAACACCACCCAAUACUCUUUGUGGUUCAUCUUCGGUUUCUUCUUCAAUUAUCUGAUUCGCAGACGCGCAUUCGACUGGUGGAAGCGUUAUAACUAUCUUCUCCAAGCCGCUAUGGAUACAGGCACGGCGAUUGCUACUAUCAUUAUCUUCUUUGCGCUGGGAUACCAUGCUAUUAGUUUCAAUUGGUGGGGAAAUACGGUCGGGUCUAAUACUAUGGACUCGAAUUCGACCCCUUGGUUGACUGUUGCUAAAGGCGAGCACUUUGGCAAAGGGCCUGGUGAGUUCUAA
Molecule: messenger RNA, 2325 nt
Organism: Penicillium olsonii
Lineage: Eukaryota; Fungi; Ascomycota; Eurotiomycetes; Eurotiales; Aspergillaceae
Source: the annotation of a GenBank genome assembly